AACUGCCAUAUAAAUGUGUUAGGCCUAUCUAUCCGUUCUACUUGAUUCUGGUUUUCCUUUACAGCAGGGCUAAAUACCUUUGUCUGAAUUAAAGAUGUAUUCAGCCUGUUCUUAACAAUGAAACGUGUACGCUACUAGAACUAAAUACAAAACUAGAUCUAUAUGAAUGAAGUCUUUCAGUACAUUUCUGUUCCGAUGCAGUUCUAACGAUCGAAUGGUUUCUACUAGCCUAGACUGAUUCUGGUACAGCUGUUACGUUACAGGUCAAAGUUCAUACAAUUAACCUACAUACAUCCGUUCUUCCAUGUGUUCUUAUGUCAUAUCUUAUUUGAUGUAAUAUUUAGUCAAGACAUUCAACCCUGUGGCAAUCAAAAUAGGGGAGGCAACCAAAAAUAUUAAUACGAGAACGUGGGCAUUAAUUGAACUAUGACACUUAAACCAGACUAAGAACUAAGCUUCAACAACAGGCCAAAAACAUUACAAUGGUCGCUUGGUCCAGUCUUAGUGACCACUGGCUCGCUGUGGUCGGGGUCACUGCAACAGCUGUGCUGGUAACAUCUGUCAUACUUUUCGCAAGGAAAAAGGAUGCAUACGUUUUUGUGGGUCAUGUUUCGGGUCUCAACAGUUACCCGAUCAAAUCCUGCGCGGGAAUAGCCGCAAGUGAGGCAGUCUGCACACCGGAAGGUCUGCUAGUUUCUGGUGUACUCGAUAGACAUUUUGUGAUCGUACGAUCCAAUGGGGAUUUUAUAACACAACGUCAGGUGACAAAGAUGGGCAGCGUGAGAACCUCUGUAGAGAAUGACGAACUUGUUCUAGAAGCUGAAGGCAUGUCAAAGUUGAAAGUAGCCUCACAUCCACAGCUGGAUAGAAGUAAAGUUACGUCUUGCAGAGUUUGGGACAGUCAAUUAGAGGCCCUAAACUGUGGCAGUGAAGCUAGUCAAUGGUUAAGUAACUAUUUAGAAGAAGAAGGACUGAAACUGUUAGUUCUUAUAUCAGGCCUGAAAUUAAGAAAUACCAGAUGUGUCAAGGCUAAACCCCAGGAUAAGGUAGCCUUUCCAGACAGAGCGCCAUACUUAAUCGCUACUGAAGAGUCGCUUGCAGAUUUGAAUGCUCGCAUUGGCCAGGUACCAGACGGGCCAAUAACCAUGAACAACUUCCGGCCAACAAUCAUCAUCAAAGGUACUGAAAAGCCCUGGGAUGAGGACAAUUGGCAACGACUCAAGAUAGGCCAGAAUGUUUACAUGCGUGUCCUUGAACCCUGUGGAAGAUGUACCUUGACGAUUGUUGAUCCAGUUAAAUGGAAGAAGAGAGAAGAUGGAGAACCUUUAACCACACUUAAAAAAUUUCGAUUGUUUCCAAAGGUCCACGCCACUGCGCCAUUAUUUGCUGUGUAUGCUGCACUAGAUAAAACAUUUGGCUCCAUUAAAGUGGGUGACCCUGUGUACGCACUUAAAGGUCAAGGGUUAAACUUUCGAAUCGGACCUGGGGUGUAAAUAUAGUAAAUCUAGUCGGCUCUCAUUGUUUGCCAGUGUUUGUUUUUUCUGUCUUUCAGGAGUAUAAUACAUUUAAAAAAAAGAAAG
This is a messenger RNA of Biomphalaria glabrata, 1580 nucleotides long. Its product is annotated as mitochondrial amidoxime reducing component 2-like. Bases 483 to 1493 code for a protein of 336 amino acids. NCBI's taxonomy places the organism in Eukaryota, Metazoa, Mollusca, Gastropoda, Planorbidae. The transcript has 9 exons. Gene Ontology annotation, molecular function: catalytic activity; molybdenum ion binding; pyridoxal phosphate binding. The record is from RefSeq and is a predicted model, not a curated record.